Molecule: messenger RNA, 756 nt
Organism: Paramecium sonneborni
Lineage: Eukaryota; Ciliophora; Oligohymenophorea; Peniculida; Parameciidae
Source: the annotation of a GenBank genome assembly
AUGACUGAAUUUGCAAAAAAUAAAUCUCCAAAAAAAUUUUUGAAUGAAAAAUUUUCUUUCUACCUCCCCCAGCUUAUUUAUGUUACAAUCAAUGCGCUGGACAAGAAAAAAAGAACAAUUAUACCAUUCCUUCCUCUGCCGUUUGUGCCAAGUAGGCAGGGAAGUUAGAAAGUUAUGAGUGGGGGAUAAAGGGUACAAUAGGAGGACACCCACUGCCUAUUCGUCUUAAAAUCCCUACUCGCGGCCCGUCUUACGUUGGAAGAGUAUACAGGUCUCUAAUUGGCCUCAAUCCUUCGCUUAUGGGUAUCACGAGUACUCUGGAAAAAAGGUGCGUCGUCAGCUUAACAUGAUGUCAUAGUGAAACCAGGUCAUGGAGUAUAUAGUCCCUAGAUGAUCUCCUAGAGACUGAUAAUGGCAAGCCUGAGGAACCUAAAUGCUUAAUGGGGGAUUUCCAUAUCCUUCCCCCAUGUUUACGCUCUUAAGGUGGAUACCAGGAUACUACUGUUGGUCCAGAAAAGAAGGCCCACAAGCAGGUUAAAGACCAUUCCAGUGAUGUUUCCUCUAAAGAGAUAAAGAAUGACUUAUAUAUCUUAUAAUUAUAAAGCUCGAAAUCAAUAAAUGAUAUUUAUAGAUUUAUCUAUUGCUUGUAAUACUAAAAAUAGAGAAAAAUUAUGUGAAAUCAUAAAUAGGACAAAAUGGAUGGAUAAAGAAGCAGCUAAUUUUCUUAUGACUUUAUAUGAUGAAAUGUAUUAUUGA